CGACAAGCACUUGAACCCCGACAUACCCUCCUCCGCCUCUGAUAGUGCAGGAGUUUGUCAUUUUGGUUUCAAACUCGGGAAGCAUUUUCACAUUUCUAUUGGCAAUUAGGAAAACUGGUCUUCACAACUUUACUUAAUUCCCGAUAUUCCCAACGAGGGAGAGGAGCUGGUAUCUUGUCAUUUCCAUGCAUGGGAGUGACAUAGGAGAAGCGAAGGGAGAAGACUGGUUCCGGCCCCCGAGGCAGCACAGAGGCCCCUGACUGAGACGGCAGCAGUAUGAGUGUGGAUGAGGGCCAGUUCUACAGUGUGCAGGUGGGAGACUCCACCUUCACUGUUCUGAAGCGCUACCAGGAGCUCAGGGCCAUCGGCUCCGGGGCACAGGGCAUUGUCUGCUCUGCUCUAGACUCAGUGUUAGGUUUUCCCGUGGCAGUAAAGAAGCUGUGUCGGCCAUUCCAGAACCAGACUCAUGCCAAGCGGGCCUACAGGGAACUGGUGCUGCUCAAAUGUGUCAACCACAAAAACAUUAUCAGGUUGAUCAAUGUGUUCACGCCUCAGAAGUCACUGGAGGAGUUUCAGGACCUCUACCUAGUGAUGGAGCUAAUGGAUGCCAGUCUGUGCCAGGUGAUCCACAUGGACCUGGACCAUGAGAGGAUGUCCUACCUGCUCUACCAGAUCCUCUGUGGCAUCAGACACCUGCACUCCGCUGGCAUCAUCCACAGGGAUCUGAAGCCCAGUAACAUAGUGGUCAAGUCGGACUGUACUCUGAAGAUCCUGGACUUUGGAUUGGCCAGAACGGCCUGCACUAACUUCAUGAUGACCCCUUAUGUGGUGACUAGGUACUACAGGGCCCCAGAGGUCAUCCUGGGCAUGAAGUACAAGGAGAACGUUGACCUGUGGUCUGUUGGCUGCAUCAUGGCUGAGAUGAUUGCACACAAAAUCCUCUUCCCUGGAAAAGACUACAUAGACCAGUGGAACAAGGUGAUUGAGGUGCUGGGUACUCCCUCCAUGGAGUUUAUGAACCGGCUGAUGGAGACUGUGAGGAACUAUGUGAUGAACAAGCCUCAAUACCCAGGGGUGAACUUCGCUGAACUAUUUCCUGACUGGGCCUUCCCCUCUGAUUCCGAACACGACAGACUCAAGACGGGUCAAGCUCGGGACCUGCUGUCCAAAAUGCUAGUGAUCGAUCCCGAGAGCCGCAUCUCAGUAGAAGAGGCCCUGAAUCACCCGUAUAUCCACGUGUGGUACGAUCCAGGAGAGGCAGAUGCGCCUCCCCCACAGAUCUGUGACAAGCAGCUAGAGGAGAGAGAACACAGCAUCGAACAGUGGAAAGAGCUCAUUUAUGAAGAAUUGAUAGACUGGGAGGAGAGGAACAAGAACGGCGUGACGAAAGACGAGUCAGAUGCAGUGAGGGGGUUGGCUUCCCAGUCGUCCUCGGCCAAUGACAUCUCGUCCAUGUCAACAGAGCAAACCCUGGCCUCCGACACUGACAGCAGCAGCAUUGACACACUCACUGGACACCUGGGCGAGAGCCAAUGAGAUCGCACCAGGAAGUGUAUAUUUUUCUCUCUAUUCUAGCUUGCUUUGUCUCGCUUACUUCAUAUUUCUUUCCGUAUACUUUUUUUUCUCUCUCUAACUUCCAUGCAUAGGUCUAUUUUUCUAAAGGAAAAAUUGUGUGAUCUUGGACAGGUAUAGUUUAGCUGUAACCCCAGAGCAGUGUUUCACUUCUAUUCUAAGCCUUAUUUUUCUGACUGUGUGUAAGAGGCGCAAGUUAAACUAUCUAUAUUGGCUUAAUAGCCUUUUUAUUAAUAUUUGAAGUUUUCUGUAAUAUAUUCUUCCAUUUUGAAUAUCUGUCUUUAGAAUUCUUGGCAAGGGACUUGAUAUUUACUUUGCCUACCUUCUAAAAAAAAUGUUUUAUUGUUUUUGUUUUCAAUUAAGGUUAUAAAGAUUUUAACCUAAA
Molecule: messenger RNA, 1957 nt
Organism: Oncorhynchus tshawytscha (Chinook salmon)
Lineage: Eukaryota; Metazoa; Chordata; Actinopteri; Salmoniformes; Salmonidae
Product: mitogen-activated protein kinase 9
Exons: 12
Coding region: 277-1536 (419 amino acids)
Biological process (GO): protein phosphorylation; JNK cascade
Cellular component (GO): nucleus; cytoplasm
Molecular function (GO): JUN kinase activity; ATP binding
Source: RefSeq, a predicted model, not a curated record